UUCCCUGUGGGUGGGUUACUUGAAAGAGCAUGUAAACAGAGUGCUACUAAGUUGUUGAUAUUUGUCCCGACUAGGAUUAGCGGGUAACGUGGGUUGGCUGUUUAGGAAGGCAUAGACGGACUUUACCACUUAUUACAUACUCCAUAGUCCUCACGUCUCUGACAGUCUACAGUUAUCAUUCGCUUUGGAUCCAGAGAUAAGAAAAUAUUUUCCAGGUGUUUCGUUCUACCAAUUCUUAACUCGAACCCCCUUGUUGAAAUGACCUACAUGUCGCGGCCUACACCGAUGCUUCCGUCAAUGUCUUCUACAGGCUCAUCUUUUCGCCAGCCAAAUACUCAUCAUGCUGCACCCCAGCAGCAAUCGUCAGCCCUGGCAGCCCGGAUUGCGUCGAAGAAGGCCGAGCUAGAUAAUCUGAAGCAACUUCGUGAUAUGAGUUGUGCACUAGCAAUGCAAAUGCAAGUCUUAGAAGAGAAGAUAGGGACGCUUAAGGAUGGCACAGAAGCUGUUGCAUGCGUUCUUGCUAACUGGGACAAUGUUCUGCGGUCGAUUAGCAUGGCCUCCACAGAAGCUGUAACUGUUCAAAGACCGAUAACGCAAAAUCCAAACACCUUGUCUGAGGAUGAUAAAACAGGUGAUUCUCCCAUGCCUGCGACUCUAGUCCGAAUUCCAGCAGAUCAAGCAGCAAUGGCGGGAGAGUAAUGCGCGGCUUCUGUUAAACCAGCAGUGGUCA
Messenger RNA from Aspergillus caelatus, 730 nucleotides. RefSeq names its product DASH complex subunit DAD2. Gene Ontology annotation, biological process: attachment of spindle microtubules to kinetochore; mitotic cell cycle. Gene Ontology annotation, cellular component: mitotic spindle; mitotic spindle pole body; DASH complex. Lineage: Eukaryota; Fungi; Ascomycota; Eurotiomycetes; Eurotiales; Aspergillaceae. The record is from RefSeq and is a predicted model, not a curated record. The transcript is spliced from 3 exons. The coding region runs from base 259 to 699 and encodes 146 amino acids.